CUAAUACGGAUACCUAGGCAGGCAGCCUAGACAUACACAGGCUCUAAACUUUAGAUGUUCUGAUAGCUGCUUUUAAAGUGCUGAAAUGUUACAGUAACUAUUAGUUGUUUGAAUAAUAACAGUCCUUACGUCAUAUAAAAUAUUCAUAUUCCAAUAAUUUAGUACUUUAAAAUAUAUCGCAAUUAAUGCUAAUUUUGAAUACUACUUGAAUAAUAACAGAGGUUUGCUGUGAAAUCAUGAUAACUUCAGAACUUAUUUGCUGAAUUUCACUUUAUAAAGUUUGAUAUAAAUAACGAUUCAGCAGCAAAAAGGCAUCGAAUUUGAUGAACACAGCCUAUCUAAAUUCAUAAAAUAGGUAGUUGAUCUCAAAUAUAGAGAUGCCUUUAAUUGUGGAAUUACCUGAUGAGGAUGAAAUCAAUGAGAUUGGAGCACCUAUUUCCACAGAUGGCGCUGGUGAAAGUGGCACUCUUGACAAACCGAAAACCAUUCAUACAGACACAGAAAAACCAUGUUUGGACCAUUGCGAACUUGGGAUGAAGACUGAUGAAGAUAUGUCUGGUGAAGGUGACGUUAAAGAAAAACAUGAUCUGGAACUUACAGAUGAAGAAGAUGAAAAUAAUAAAAAGUCAUCUAUUGAUAUGAACAAGUUAGAAAGUUUAUACCCUGGUUGGAGAGUUCCACGCAGCAUGAGUUUACCUAAUGAAGAUGAUGAGAAUGGAAAUGACAAUCAUGAGGCUUACAUACCUGAAAAUGUAACACCAUUUUCUAAUGUUUAUGAAAAAUUCAAAUCAGAAAAUAAAAAUAUUAUCUCACCUAGGAGUGAAUCUGUUGAUUCCGCGAUUGAAUCAGAAGACCAAACUGAUACUAGAAAGCUGCAAGACAAACCACAACCAACAAAGGAAGAAAUUCGUGCUGAAAAUGAAAGGGCUGUAGCCGAACGAAAAAGAGCAGAAAAAUUGGAAAAAGAAAUGUCGAAAUAUCCUAGAAUGACAAAAGAAAGCCUGAAAAAAUUGUGCAAAGAUCACAAACUGUACUCGACACCAUAUCUCAAUGAUAAUCUCUAUCUCCAUUAUAAGGGAUGGUGGCGAAUUGAAAAUUUGGAUGAGUACACAGGUUUAAAAUGCUUAUGGCUGGAAGUAAAUGGUUUGAGAAAAAUAGAAAACCUUGAAAAAUUAACAAAUUUGAGAUGCCUUUAUUUGCAACAAAAUCUUAUUGAAGAUAUUGAAAAUUUGGAAGACUUACAAGAUUUGAGAAUACUCAAUUUGAGUAAUAACAUAAUAUCAAUGCUACAAAACCUGUCUUGCUUGCCUCUCCUUGAAACGUUACAAGUUGCACAUAAUCGUUUAACAACUAUUGAUACCUUGCAACAUCUUGUCGAUUGCCCGGCCAUCAGUGUUCUUGAUCUUUCGCAUAACAAAAUUUCCGAUCCAGCCGUUAUUGAUAUAUUCGAGCAAAUGUUGAACCUUCGUGUCCUUAAUCUGAUGGGUAAUCCUGUCAUAAAAGCUAUUCGAUUCUAUCGUAAAACUUUGACGGUCAGAUUGAAAAAUCUCACUUAUCUUGAUGACAGACCUGUAUUUCCGAGAGACCGGGCCUGUGCUGAGGCUUGGCAUAAAGGCGGCCACAAGGCAGAAAAAGAAGAGAGAGAAAGAUGGAUCAAUAAAGAACGAGCUAAAAUUCGAGCAAGUGUGGAUUACUUACGUGGUAUCAGAGAAAAUGCUGAAAUACGACGACAAGAAUUGGAAAAACUGGAAAAUGAAGACAGAGAUGAGGAUGCACAUUUAGGCGAUGAUGAAAAUAGCGAGCCAGAAAGUGAUGGAGAUGAUCAUAAAGAUAAAGAAAAAGUAAAUGAAACUGAAGAACAAGAAAAAUUUGAUUUAGAUGAUUUGCCUGAUCUUGAAGAUGUUGAUAUGUCAGAAGAAUUCCCAGAUUCUGGUGUUGCAAUAGAAAGCAAACAAUCAUCAAGCGUGGACUUUCAUUUUGAUAAUAAUUCAGGAUUUAAAAAAAUUAUGAUUGAGGAAAUUACUGACAAUUCCGAUGAGAAGAAAGCAGGCACCCUGUUGUCUGAAGUCGACAAUGAAGAAACUUCUUCAGUUGAAAACGGUACAUCUGCAGUUGAUCCUGUCAUAAUCGACAAUGGAACAUCGGUGGAUGAUUUGGGAAAUGGACUAAUUGAAGAGAUAGUAAUGGAAAGUGAUAAAAUUAAACCCAGUGCAAAUGUUGAUGCUGAAAAGUCUAAAGUCAAUACUGUUAAUGUUACGUUUGGUGCAGAUAAACAUGAAACUCUAUCAUGUGAAGGUUCUGGCCCAUUGUUUGAGAAAAUCUUCAAGGAAGAAGAUCUUCCCACUGACAAUGAUCGUGAAGAAGAGACAAAGAAACCAAUGAUUGUUGAAUUAUCACAAGAUGACUUAGAGUUUGAUUUGGACUGAGUUUAUCGAAAUAGGACCUUGUUGUUGAAGCGGAUUUAAAGCAUGGGCUUCUGUGGCCGGUUUUGAUGUUGAGUUGAAGAUGAAUGAAGAAUAAACAAAGAAACUUAUUGUUAAGACUUUUUUGUGUAGUACUGUUCUUUUUAGCUAAAAAAAAUAAAAUUUACAUGUACCAAGCACCAGAUCCUCUUAAUUUGUUUCAUAUUAGAUUGAAACUGGUAUCACUGUUUCUUUUAUAGUUCCCCACUUUCAGGCAAUGUUCUUGUAGGAUUGUAGGAAUAUAUUUAAAGUCUGCUAUACACCGGAUUAUGUAACAUGACAAUAUUUCUGAAGGGUGAAAAUGUAGUUUUGUCUCAUGUCCGAUCAUUCUGUAAUAAAUUUGUGGAAAUCUUCUAGGAUGGAUGCAGUAAUUUAUACGUCCAAGCUUAAACAAUCCACAGGAUUCAACUUUUAGUUCACUUUUUUAUGUAUUAUUAUAAUAUACUUACCAUUAUUUCUUUCUGUAUAUUCUACAUAGCUUCAGUUAUCUUAAUGUUCAUUGUUUUGUUGACUUGGUAGCAUACGUGUUGUGCGUUAGUUCUUUUUUAUUUUGAGAUCGUCUUCAAUAUAUUUAUUACAUCACAUUUUUGUGCCUCUAUAUGAUAUGGAGGUUUUGUUUCCAAUUAAAUUAGUGUUGUCAUUGACAAUCUUCAAAUAAGUACUAAAGUGA
Messenger RNA from Styela clava, 3132 nucleotides. RefSeq lists its product as uncharacterized. Gene Ontology annotation, cellular component: axoneme. The record is from RefSeq and is a predicted model, not a curated record. NCBI's taxonomy places the organism in Eukaryota, Metazoa, Chordata, Ascidiacea, Stolidobranchia, Styelidae. Gene Ontology annotation, biological process: axoneme assembly. Gene Ontology annotation, molecular function: protein binding; dynein complex binding.